Molecule: messenger RNA, 2240 nt
Organism: Oncorhynchus gorbuscha (pink salmon)
Lineage: Eukaryota; Metazoa; Chordata; Actinopteri; Salmoniformes; Salmonidae
Product: syndecan-4-like
Exons: 5
Coding region: 266-892 (208 amino acids)
Biological process (GO): cell migration
Cellular component (GO): cell surface; membrane
Source: RefSeq, a predicted model, not a curated record
CGACCGGAGAGGACCUUGCGUAGGUUUUAGUGGUUGGUUACAGAGGGGGUGGAGUGUAAACGUGCGAUAAAGGUAGAUUGAUCGGACAAGUUGCUUGUAUUUGGUCAGUGACUGGAGUGAAAUAAGUAGCCAGCAAUACAAGUUCAGCACUAUCAAGGCGAUAAAGUUGGCAACGUGGACUUUGUGGAAAUAGGACCUUCAAAAGAACUCACUACUGUAUGCCAGUUAACAAUACACUUUGUUGAAGAAACGGUCAAUAAGAAACAUGCACAAAGUGUGCCUCGUUUUGUUUUUAUUUGCUUCCGUCUACUCCGAGUCGCAGGUAUGGGAGACUGAGACAUGGAUGCCCAUGAAGACGACCCAAGCUAUUUAUCAUGACGAGCUCAUCUCGUCUGGAGACUCCACCAACGGCUCAGACUUUGGCUUCCCCGAUGAGGAGCACGACACAAUUGACAACGACAACAAGGCGGACGACAAUGAGGAUUAUGACGACUUCUCUGGCUCUGGCGACAGAGUACCAACUAUUACAAUCAAAAAUGACAAUACCAUGAAAUCAAAGCCUUCUAUGAACAAGAUUCCAGACCUGAGGCUCAAACCCACAAUGAACGAGAUUCAAUUGGUCCAGAAGAACAAUGAAGUGUCAGUAUGGGUUUCUCCCAAGCCUGAGGAGCACCCAUCGAACGUACUGAUGGCCCAGGCAGGGGAGGAGAGCAUCUUCAACAAGACUGAGGUCCUAGCAGCUCUUAUUGCUGGUGGAGCAGUGGGGCUGUUCUUUGCUGUCCUCCUCAUCCUCCUGCUUGUCUACCACAUGAAGAAGAAGGAUGAAGGCAGCUACGACCUGGGAAAGAAGCCCAUCUACAAGAAGGCUCCCACCACAGAGGUCUACGCAUAAAGCCCACCUUCGCCGGGGCCGCUUGCCUCUUGAAAGCAAACCUCUUGUCUGUACAGCCGGGAAGUCCCAGAGGGAGAAACCAUCACAAGCAAAAAACUGCUUCUCUUCUACCAUGAGUUCUACAAUGGUUCAUUUAAAUAAAUACAAAAUCGGAAAGAACAUUUUAUUAACUGUCCAUUAAUAGGAAGAGGACCAUUUCAGCUGCCAAACAAUGCAGUGCAAGAUAUUUUGAUGUUUUUUCUUGCCCAUGUAAAAACGAAAGUGUACAUUCUGCAGCGACACUGCAGCAAAAUCUUGACAUUUCCCUCCCACCUUCUCUUUAAUGACACUAACAAGGUGAAUGAGAACGUCACACUCAGUGAGGUGACAUGGUACAAAUAUUGGUACAGCUAUUUAUUUUCCUCCCCCUCUAACCUUGGUACCCAUUCCUGUGUUAAUACUGCCAUUACAGAAGUCUGUCACUAUUGCAUUUUAUAUUUGCAGUGCAUUUGUAAAGUAUUCAUACUGCGUUUUCCACAUUUUGUUAUACAGCCUUAUUCUAAAAUGUAUUGAAUUGGGGGGGGGGGUGUUUCUCCUCAAUCUACUACACCUACCACCCCAUAAUGACAAACCAAAAAUAAUACUGAAAUAUCACAUUUGCAUAAGUAAUCAGCACCUUUACUCAGUACUUUGUUGAAGUACCUUUUGGCCGCGACUACAGCCUUGAAUCUUCUUGGGUAUGACGCUGAAAGCUUGGUGAACUUGUAUUUGGAGUUUCUCACAUUCUUCUCUGCAGAUCCUCUCGAGCUCUCAGAUUGGCUGCACAGCUAUUUUCAGAUCUCCAGAGAUGUUCGAUUGGGUUCAAGUCCGGGCUCUGGCUAGGCCAGUCAAGGACAUUCAGAGGUCCCGAAGCCACUCAUGCGUUACCUUGGUGAACCUCCCAGUCUGAGAACCUGUUCCAGAGCGCUCAGGACUUCAAGGAUCUUUCCCUUGAUCCUGACUAGUCUCCCAGUCCCUGCAGCUGAACAUCCCCACAGCAUGAUCAAAUCAAAGUUUAUUUGUCACGUGGUAUGUAAAGAAAUAAAAACAACAGGAAAAAUAACCGUAGCUAGUUGGGCUGAUUGAGGUAGUAUGUAGAUAUGGUUAAAGUGACUAUGCAUAUGAUGAACAGAGUAGCAGUAGCGUAAAACAGUGGGUCGCGGGACACACCGCAGACAGCCAGCCCGGUUAGCCAGUGUGGGGACACUGGUUGGUCGGGCCAAUUGAGGUAGUAUGUACAUGAAUGUAUAGUUAAAGUGACUAUGCAUAUGUGAUAAACAGAGUAGCAGCAGCGUAGAAGGGACACGCGCACACACACGAUGUAAAUAGU